Messenger RNA from Penicillium chermesinum, 2901 nucleotides. Its product is annotated as kinesin family protein. The coding region runs from base 1 to 2901 and encodes 966 amino acids. The record is from RefSeq and is a predicted model, not a curated record. Gene Ontology annotation, biological process: microtubule-based movement. NCBI's taxonomy places the organism in Eukaryota, Fungi, Ascomycota, Eurotiomycetes, Eurotiales, Aspergillaceae. The transcript is spliced from 4 exons. Gene Ontology annotation, molecular function: microtubule binding; microtubule motor activity; ATP binding.
AUGGCCACCUCCGACGGCGCCUCUUCGAUCACUGUCGCGGUCCGGGUGCGACCCUUCACUAUCAGAGAGGCUGCUCAGGUCUCUAAGCACGACGAUGGCCCGCUAUUCCUGGGCGAUGGAUCUCUGGCUGGUGUCCCAACUCCGAAGCUCAAUCAGAAGGGGAUUCGGUCUAUAGUCAAAGUCAUCGACGAUCGCUGCUUGGUGUUUGACCCUCCCGAGGACAACCCAGUCCAGAAAUUCUCCAGGAGUGUUGUGCCCAAUGGCAAGCGCGUCAAAGAUCAGACUUUCGCCUUCGACCGGAUUUUUGACCAAAAUGCCUCCCAAGGUGAGGUAUACGAAUCCACAACCCGGAGCCUCCUCGACAGUGUCCUGGAUGGCUACAAUGCGACUGUGUUUGCGUACGGUGCAACGGGCUGUGGAAAGACCCAUACCAUCACGGGUACCGCACAACAACCUGGUAUAAUCUUCUUGACGAUGCAAGAGCUGUUCGAGCGAAUUGAGGAAAGGUCGAGCGACAAGGCCACGGAAAUUUCGCUUUCUUACUUGGAAAUCUACAACGAAACCAUCCGCGAUCUGCUCGGCCCCAACAAUACCAAGGGCGGUCUCGGCCUCCGCGAAGACAGUAACCAAUCUGUCUCGGUACCUGGGCUGUCGAGCCACCAUCCACAGAAUGUGGGACAGGUGAUGGAUAUGAUUAUGCGAGGCAACGAAUGCCGUACUAUGUCACCCACCGAAGCCAACGCGACAUCUUCACGAUCCCAUGCCGUGCUCCAAAUCAACAUUGCCCAGAAAGACCGAAAUGCGAACGUUAACGAGCCUCAUACUAUGGCUACGCUCAGCAUCAUCGAUCUUGCUGGAAGCGAGCGCGCAAGCGCAACUAAGAACCGCGGCGAGCGACUGUUCGAGGGUGCCAACAUUAACAAAUCGCUAUUGGCACUGGGUAGCUGCAUCAACGCCCUUUGCGACCCCCGAAAGCGCAAUCACAUCCCCUACCGCAAUUCAAAGCUUACUCGACUGCUCAAAUUUGCCCUUGGUGGAAAUUGUAGGACUGUCAUGAUCGUUUGUGUCAGUCCAUCGAGCCAGCAUUUCGACGAGACUCAAAACACUUUACGAUACGCCAACCGAGCGAAGAAUAUCCAGACGAAGGUGACCAGAAAUGUGUUCAACGUCAACCGACACGUCAAGGACUUCUUGGUCAAGAUUGACGAGCAAAUGAAUUUGAUCAAUGAGCUCAAGGCACAGCAGAAGGAUUCAGAGAACGUGGCAUUUGCCAAAUUCAAGAAGCAGACGGAGAAGAAGGAUGCUGUCAUGCGUGAAGGAAUUGCCCGUAUCCGCAGCGCCUACGAGCAUGCUUCGCCUGAGCGACAAGAGAAGACAAACAACAUGCUCAAGCUGCGCCAAAUCAGCCGUCGCAUUGGGAUCUUAUCUUCAUGGAUCGCUGCAUUCGACAACGUAUGCGAGGCACGUGAGAAUGAGGAAGGAUUGGCCAACCUAUACGCGAUCCGCAAGACCGCACAGGGUAUACUCCUUGAACUCGAGGGUAGCAGGCACCACUACAACCAGCGGCUGGCUAAGAGCACAUGGGAUCAGCCCACGGUUUCGGCCGUCGACAAUGCCACCAGUCAACUUCGAGAAUUCGAUAUCAGCGAUGCCAGUGACUUUGCGAACCUCGAUAGGGAGAUGGAACUUCUCAGGUCUCAUGCAGACCGAGAGGCUAUGUCUGCAGUCGUCGAGCAAGACAAGGCCGCGGAAUCUGUUGCCAUCCAGGUUCUUUUGGAAGCUCAAUUUGAGCUUAUCUCGUCUAUCGAGGAUAUCAUGCAGCUCAAUGCUACUGACGCCAUUCAGAAGGGACGCCUCAUUCUGUCCAAGAUGCUGGAAAGCUGCAUUACAUCAACGACCAGCCUUGUACGACCUGAUGGUAGCUUGCCGGCGGUAUCCAGCACUUCCAGCCCGGCGAAGCAGCCCAAACCCGCCAGCCCUUCAAAGCCAAAGAAGCGGUUCAGUAUGCUGCCCCUGUAUCUCCCCGUCGGCGCAAAGCGGCUGCGGGUCGCAAGAAUGUCACCUUUUAGUCCUAAGAAGACCCAGGCCAAAGCUGCGAAGAGAUCGGUUCGAUGGAAGGAUGAUGAAGAUUCCCCAUUGACCGAGUUUCAAAAGACCCCUCAGAAGAACAACGAAUCUGCGGAUGACGAAGCUAGCUGCCCGGAGGAGCCCUCUCUCCCACGCGGAUCGUCUCCCAUUCCACGCAAUAUUCCUCGGGCCUCCAGCCCAGCCUGGAGCCACAAGAACGGCAACCGAUUCCAAGCCGGAUUUUUAUCUAAGCGAACAGGGAGCUCCCCACUGGCAGCGCCACCUACAUCCACACUCCCACUGUCCGACCAGGGAAGCUCGCCUCUCCGUGACAUUGAAGGGAGCAGCUUCUUAAACCGUCCGUCUCGGAUCGCCGUGCGAAGCCCGAGCGGAAACUUGUCGAGCAGUCCUUUGCCCGACAGCAAGGAGGGCUGGAAGCCUGAGAAGGAGGAAGCCAUCAAAAUCAGCUCGGCUAUGCGUCGAAUCUCUACCAGCCAUGUUGGGCCCUCAUCGACGGGUAACUCUUUGCGAGUACAUCGUCGCCGUAGCCCUGGUUCCAACACCUAUGGAUCCUCGCCAAGUGAGAACACCAUGUUCACGGCCUCCCAAGCUCGCCGUAUGGUGAAGAGUGAAAGAGAGACCGAAGCUAAGCCCAGAGUAUUCAGUCCUCACGCCUUGCCUGUGAUGAAGAGCACCAGCCGCCGAACUACUUUGGGAGGUGAUAUCCGCCCUCGCCAUGCCAGUCUCUCCAGCAGGGACGCUAAGCGUCUCAGUAUUCUAGCAACGCCAACAGUUGACCACUCAGUGCACUGGAACUCUAGCGGGCUACAAUAA